AUGAAUAGACUUGAGGAAGCUUUGCAAUUUAUGAUUUAGCAAUUACUAAAAUCCAGAAUUUGCAGAUAAUUACGUUUAUAAAGGUAAAUUUUCAUCACAUUUUGUAGCAAAUACUCUGUUGUAUUUUUGUACAUAAAAUGAUAUUCCAUAUGAAUAGAUUGGAAGAAGCUUUGUUAAACUACGAUUCAGCCACAAUUCAAAGGUAAAGUAAUAAUAUAUAUAAAUUUUAACAAGUCUAAAAUAUUUUCUGAAAAAAUAUUCAAUUUAUUAAUUUACCUUUGUGAAAACAAGAACACGAAGAUUCAGGGUUUAAAUUAAUGGCUAAAUCAAUAUUAUGCAAUUAUGAGAACCCUGAUUAGCCAGACUAAUAUUAUUGGAAAGGUAUAAAAGUAAGUCCAUAUUUUUCCAGCCACAACACUAUUCUUGUUUAAGUCAUAUAAUUAUAUAAAAAUUGAAUAGAUUUGAAAAAAAUUCUUAUAAUAUCUAGAUAAAGCAAUUCAGAUAAAUGAUGAAAAUCCCAAUUAUUAUAUUAGAUAAGGGUAAAUAUCAUAAUUAGUUUUGCAGCAAGUGUGUUAUGUAGUUUGAACAGAUAUUAAGAAGCAUUGGAACAGCAUGAUGUAUCGAUUUCAAAGAACCCUGAAAAUUUGGAGUAUAGAAACCUCAAAGGUAAAAUGAUCUAAAUUUUUCAGCGUGUACCUUAUUCAAAAUGAAAAGACUUUAAGAAGCAUUAGAGUGUUUUUAUUCAAGUAUUCAAGAAAACUCAGAUAGUACUUACCUUAAAAUUGGUAAAUAUAUAUUUGGAAAAGCUUGUAGCAACAACUUUAAAUGGAAAUGUAAAGGUUAGAUGAAUCAUUAAAAUAUUCUGAUUUAACAAUUCAAAUAUGCCCUGAAAUUCAGAUUGUUAUCAUUAUAAGGGUAAAUAGAAAAAAAUAAUUUUACAAGCAAUAACUUUAGUCAAAAUAAAAAAAUUAGACGAAGCCUUAAGUUAUUCUGAUAUAGCUAUUUAAAAAUAACCUCAAAAUUCAGUAUAUUUGCAAGGAAAAGGUCUUAAAAAUUAAAUAAAUUUUUGCAGCUUAUGUUCUAUUCAUCUUGAGUGUGCUGUUAUUGUAAAAUAAAUGUAUAAAAUUGAAGAAGCCUUGUUUUAUUUGAUUUAGCAGUUUAGAGCGACCCUGAAUAACCAUUUAUUUUUGUUCAAUCUAUAUGGCAAUAACUAUAAAAUAUAGAUCGGUUAGUUCGAUUCUAAAGUAUUUCAAGACAUCGAAUUACCAUAUAGGGUCUUAAGAUUGCUAAAUUAAAAGUAACCUCAUUAACUUUGAAAAAUACUCUCAUUUAAAUUGAAAAUAAAAAAGUAAGUCUUUAAUAAGGAAACUAGAAAGGCUCUUGUUUCGAUUAUUCUUUAUUGUUCAAAAUUUAAAAAAGGAAUCAAAUAGCUCUAAUUUAAAACAAUUAUAUACACCAAUAUUUAAAUUUUAAAAUUUGUGCAAAAUGUCAAUUCAAUAAGCAGAAUAUCGUAUAUUUUGUAAAUUUAAAGUAUAUGGAAUAUGGAUUGUAUGCUAUUCAAACAUGCUGA
This is a messenger RNA of Paramecium octaurelia, 1570 nucleotides long. The record is from the annotation of a GenBank genome assembly. Lineage: Eukaryota; Ciliophora; Oligohymenophorea; Peniculida; Parameciidae.